AUGGUAAUAGGGGACGUCAACAAAGGUGGGAUCAGACACAAAACUCGCAUUACAAAUCCCCAUCAAACAGACCCCAAACAGGUUAUUAUAACCAAUACCAAAGUCCUGGGAACCAGUUCAGAACUAAUAGGUCACAGUGAUGAAAAUCUAUAUACAGGAGAACAUAGAGAACUGGUACAGAAUAUUCAGCCAGUGGAGACCCCAUCAGACGUCUCUGCAGAUCUAACAGGUCACAGUGAUGAAAAUCUAUACACAGGAGCACAAGGAGACCUACAGAAUAUUCAGCCAUCAGAUGUAUCUGCAAAUGACAUUAAUACUGACGUAGAUGUUAAAGCAGAAGAUCUGAGUGUAACGUGUCAGCUGGCAAUUAAGGAAAUGUGUGACAGUGACAAUGAAGGUAAAAACGAUGCUAAGAUUUCAUGUAACAAGGGACAAACAAAAGAUCAGUGGCUAAGAAAUGUCCAACCAUCAGAGCAGGAAAUGUGUGCCAAUAUAAGUACAGGUGAAUUUACAAACUGCAAUAAUCCUAGUCAUGAUCAGAGUCCAAAUGCUUCUUUAAAUCUUCAAAAUCAAAGAAGCCACAUGGGAAAUUUAUGUACUGAAUGUGGGAAAUGUUUUCUUAAGAAAUCACAUCUUCUUAAACAUCUAAAAAUUCAUACAGGAAAAAAGCAAUUUUCCUGUCCUAUAUGUGGGAAAUGUUUUAACUGUAAAAACAUUCUUGUUCCUCAUCAGAAAAUUCAUACAGGGGAGAAAGGAUUUUCAUGUUCUGACUGUGGAAAAUGUUUUACUCGGAAAUCAACUCUUCUUAUGCAUCAACAAAUUCAUACAGGGAAGAAAGCAUUUUCAUGUUCUGACUGUGGAAAAUGUUUUACUCGGAAAUCAACUCUUCUUAUGCAUCAACUAAUUCAUACAGGGGAGAAAGCAUUUUCAUGUUCUGACUGUGGAAAAUGUUUUAUCCUGAAAUCACAUCUUAUUAGGCAUCAGAAAAUUCAUACAGGGGAGAAAGCAUUUUCAUGUUCUGACUGUGGGAAAUGUUUUACUCAGAAAUCACAUCUCAUAACACAUCAGAAAAUUCAUACAGGGGUGAAAGGAUUUUCAUGUUCUGACUGUGGAAAAUAUUUUACUCUGAAGUCACAUCUUAGUAGGCAUCAGAAAAUUCAUACAGGGGAGAAAGCAUUUUCAUGUUCUGACUGUGGGAAAUGUUUUACUCAGAAAUCAAAUCUCAUUACACAUCAGAAAAUUCAUACAGGGGUGAAAGGAUUUUCAUGUUCUGACUGUGGAAAAUGUUUUACUCGGAAAUCAACUCUUCUUAUGCAUCAACAAAUUCAUACAGGGAAGAAAGCAUUUUCAUGUUCUGACUGUGGGAAAUGUUUUACUGUGAAAUCAGCUCUUAUUAUGCAUCAGAAAAUUCAUACAGGGGAGAAAGCAUUUUCAUGUUCUGACUGUGGGAAAUGUUUUACUCUGAAACAAACUCUUAUUAGGCAUCAAACAAUUCAUACAGGGGAGAAAGCAUUUUCAUGUUCUGACUGUGGGAAAUGUUUUACUCUGAAAUCACAUCUUAUUAGGCAUCAGAAAAUUCAUACAGGGGAGAACGCAUUUUCAUGUUCUGACUGUGGGAAAUGUUUUACUCUGAAAUCACAUCUUCUUAGCCAUCAGAAAACGCAUACAGGAGAAAAGGCAUUUUUGUGUUCUGACUGUGGAAAAUGUUUUACUCGGAAAUCAACUCUUCUUAUUCAUCAAAAAAUUCAUACUGGGGAAAAAGGAUUUACAUGUUCUAAAUGUGGAAAAUGUUUUAUCCUGAAAUCACAUCUUAUUAGGCAUCAGAAAACUCAUAUUAAAAGAAAUCAGAGUUUAACCUUCUAACUGAAGAGGAAUAAUAUGGUAGUUGUCACCCACACAAUACCAAGUGCUGAUGACUGCAUGUGACCCCCUGGGGCCUGCAGUU
Molecule: messenger RNA, 1945 nt
Organism: Bombina bombina (fire-bellied toad)
Lineage: Eukaryota; Metazoa; Chordata; Amphibia; Anura; Bombinatoridae
Product: gastrula zinc finger protein XlCGF26.1-like
Exons: 6
Coding region: 1-1863 (620 amino acids)
Biological process (GO): negative regulation of transcription by RNA polymerase II
Molecular function (GO): DNA-binding transcription repressor activity, RNA polymerase II-specific
Source: RefSeq, a predicted model, not a curated record